UGCCGUAACCAGACAGCAGCACGGAGCACCAACACACCGGGGAUGGUCUCGUCAUUUUCUAAUCAAUACCAACGUUGUGUCUCCACAAAAUGAAGUUCCCGUACUCCUAGAUUCGUGAGGAUAUGGUGAGGACUGGAGAAGGUGUCCCAUGCUGCAUUAGUGGAAUAGUGACAUGCUGGCCUGUCUGCCGGCAUCAGGUGACCCUACCAUCAGACUUCUUUCCCGCACGCAGAUGAACACUGGACUACAGAAAUGGGAAACUACACAGAAGAUGAGAUCUGCCAGCUACCCAACCCCAGCAGAGUUGGAUGCCUAUGCUAAGAAAGUUGCCAACAACCCUUUGACCAUCCAGAUCUUCCCCAACAGUGUCAAAGUACCUCAAAGGAAGCACAUUCGCCGCACAGUCAACGGGCUCGACACCUCCUCGUCCAGCCAGCGCCACAGUCCUUACCCGUCUCAGGUCAGCACCAGUGGAGGCCUGCUGGCCGUCCUCCGUGCGCCUGUCAAAGGCGUCAUCAAAGAGUCAGACGGUAGCCGCGCUCGACAGCUACAAAAGGCAGUCAUGAACCCUCACAGUGGGCCGUACGCCACUCAAAGCACUUUAAAUCUUCCUCAGCCUGCUCCUCACAUGCAGGGCCCGCCUCAGCCUGCAGCCCAGAAGCAGGGCAUGGUUCAUCCACAGGCGCUCCAGCAGCAGCAGCAAAGUAUGACUCAUCCAAUGGCUUUACAGCAGCCUCAUCCACAGGCUUUACAGCAAAGAAACAUGGCUCAUUCACAAGCGCUACAACGGCAGCAGAGCUUGUCCCAGGUUCAGACUUCGCAGCAGCAAAGAUUGGCUCAUCCACAAGCUAUCCAGAGGCAGCAGAGUUUGCCACACAGCCAGGCUCUGCAGCAGCAGCAGCAGCAGCAGCAGCAACAACAACAACAACAACAACAACAGCAGCAGCAACAACAACAACAACAACAGCAGCAGCAGCAGCAGCAGCAGGGCCCGUCCUGCCCACCAGUCGUACCACAGCAGCAUCUUUCUCAUCUGCAGACACUAAAGCAUCAGACGGCUCCUCCACAAGCUUUACUCACACAACAAGGAGUGACUCAGGAUCUGCGCCACUUACCUGACGGAGCUCAGCUUCCCAGCCUGCAGCACACCCAGGGGCUAGUUGGCUCACAGGCCCUCCCCCAACCUGUAGCUGCGGGACCUGCUAACAUGCCUAGCAGCCUCCAGCAGCCCACACCUGGACCAUACGGGCCGCGGAAGCUCCCUGACGCAGACGCCCCACCAAAUGUAACUGUAUCUACCUCCACCAUCCCACUGUCCAUGGCAGCCAGCCUGCAUCAGAACCGGCCAGGCGACCUGAGCAGCAUCGUGCACCAAAUCAACCAGUUGUGCCAGGCUCGGGCCGGCAUGGGCACCACCUCAGUCUGUGAGGGCCAGAUCGCAAACCCCAGCCCCAUCAGCCGCAACCUGCUGAUCAACGCCAGCUCAAGAGUGUCCGCUCACCACCCAGCGAUGGGCAACGUGCCCAGCUGCCUGAUGGUGGGACCCCCAGACAAAGCAGCAGCUCAGACUCCCAGUGCUGCUCUCCAUUCACAGCCCAGUAUAGCUGCUCCUAACAAUAUCCCUGCUUUUCACACAGACCCUGAGAAGGUCCAACUGCAGCAGCAGCAGCAGCUUCAGCACCAUUUACAUCAUCAGAAACAACAGCAGCAGAUACAGCAGCAGCAGCACCAUUUACAACAGCUGCAGCAGCUGCAGCAGCAGCGCUCCUGGGCGCAGCAUCAACUGGCCCACAUGCAGCAGCCUCCUGAGGGGGCUCAUCCCUGCAAGAACCCAAGGAUGGACCCUCCAGCUGAGUGUUCUUUCCCCUCACGAAACCUCAGCUAUUCCCACAAGCUACCAAACACUGCACAGGGCUUUCCUCUGAAACAUCCUGCAGAGAAACCUCGACCUUCGUCUCCUGUUAACUGCCCAGUAGGAUCUAUGCCUUACGUUAAUGGCCACUACAUGCAGCCGCCGUGGAGCAGCAUCCCAACCACAGCAGGUAACAAUGGAUCUGGCCCUCAGGACCUGCCGGUGGUUUUCCAGGGAGGGCAGGCUGCUGCCUCCACAGACCGCAUCCCAGGGGCCAAGUACAGGCCUGGGAAAGAGGGUCCAGCUGGGCAGUCUAAGCUGAUGUCGAAUGUGGACUUCUUAGGGGGAGACUUCCAGAUGCCCGGCUUUCAGGAGCAGAACAUGGAUGUGAUGGAGAAGAUGCACAGGUCAGCCAUGGGCCAAGUUCAGGAGCCCAGCAGCAGCGGAGGCGUCCACACUCAUCACCCAGGCUACCGUUAACGUUAGCGCUUAUCCCCACGUGGUGUGUUUUGAGUUUUUCUCAACAGCUACUUUCAACAUACGUGUUUUAUUCUUUAAGAUCUUGCAAGUGAUCAAUUAGAUUUUAUUGCUUCAGAGCUCAGUUUGGAGGCCCACCAGGUUGUGAUGUUUCAAAGUAUUCCUCAGGUCUUAAGCCAUGUCGUACCUUUGUUGCAGAUGAAGGGUUUUUGAGAUUGUUGUCCACUCUUUUCAUCACUGGCAUGGAUGUGCUGCUCUUUGUUCAUGUAUAUAUGGUGUUCUAAAUUGUUCGUUUGCAGCUGAGCGUGUGCUUGCCUUAUGAUUGUCACAGUGCUUUUCAUGGGUUGAAAUGGAACAACUUUUAUCAGCAUUUGUGGCCUUACAACUGCCCAAAGGCAAGAUUUAGGAUGUCCUCGUGUAAUGUUGUUUUGUUUUUUUGUUUUUUUUUUGUUUUGGCAAUUAUUUAUCCUUUUAACAGGUUUGUGAUCCAUUUUAAUAAGAAGGUUACAUGUAUAUGCAAUUAAUACGACUGUUGAUAACGUUUUAGGAGCUCUUUCUCAUCGUUGAGGUGUACACUUAUUCUAUCAGGAAUACAAACGUGGGUUUAUGAACUGCACCGUUGGGGGGUAGGUUUUGAAUUGAGCACGAUUUGGGUUAGAAAUCCGACAAAGCCAGCACUAGCAAAAACAGUAACACUCUCCGUUUCUGAGAUUCAUGUAGUUUUUAAGUGCCCUCUUGUGUGUAAUAUUUCAAGAGUUGCUUUUUAAGUAGUUUGUUUUAUGACCGUUUUUGUUGUAUUACUGUAGAUCGUCCUACUUGAAUCGUAGAAAAUUACUUUUAUGCUUGGCAAAAGGAGCCGAACCUCCAUUAGCCCUUAUUUGUCUAUAGCUAAUGUGAAACAGAAUAGCAUCCCAUUAUUAUUAUUAUUAUUAUUACUAAAACUGUGUGUGUGUGUAAGAGAGAGAGUGUGUGUGAGUAUGUGAAAAGCAAAUUGAUCACUUGCAAGCAUGCAAGUACUUCAAAUAAUGCAAGCAGGGAAGAUGCUGCGUUUCCCCUUCGACACAUUUUAUCACCACUUUACUACUGUAAUGCAACUGAUGUGGUGUGUGGACGUUUUCUGUGUGGCUUGUGGUGGGAUGUUCAUCUACUAAUCACUGGCGUUGCCCCGUGUUGUAUUUCCGCUACCUAUAAAGAAACGAGAUCGCGUAAUGCAGGUUAUAUUUCGCUAGAUGUGUCUCUAGCACGAAGCUCCAGACUCAUGUCCUCCUCUUUUUUUUUUUUUUUCUGGUUAAUGUUGUCUGGGCACACGUUGCUCUUCUAUCCUCAAGCCUUCUGGAAAAAGCCUUAAAUGCCACAGUAGUUAUAUUCUACAAGUUUCUUUGCCAGGAUCCUGACUAAAGUAUGGCUUCGUUGUGCGUAUUUGUUUCUUUUUUCCCUGAGCUCUUGUUUGUUUGACGCGCUGCUGUCACAUCAUUGGGCGGCGGGAACGGAUGAGAUUGCCUUAAAUGGAAUUGUUAAGGUAAUAACGCUCCACAUGCCUGUCGAUAAAUCACCAUCCUACUGUCUCCGAUGUUACCGAUCACGGAUUUAAGAUGAUUUUAAGAGUAAAAUAUGAAUAGUAUUUAGCAGAAGUAAUAGGUAUUUAGAACAGGGCUGUAGCAGUUAUUUUAAGGUAUUUAAACUGUGUUUUAGUUGUUAUACUUAAUAAAUAACCUGAUCUAGUUUCUUAAUUUAUUUUUUUGGACCACUGCAUCCUGAAGCCAUAGGUGUUUUCACAUUAGGUGCCAUAGGUGAGGCAGACGGUGUAACCCGAGAGUCUGCGCUCAAAGGCAAAUAGGAGGUUUGCAUCCACGCUUUAACCGGAUGUCUUUCACAACAGCAACGUUGUUUUUCCCUCUGAGUUGUUCCCAGAACACAGUACAGGUCAAAAGGGAGAAAGAAUUACAAGGCGAGACGAAGAAAGACAGCUGAGAUGCAAACCGUAGCUUUUCUGGAGUUUGGUCUUCAUACUUGAUGGCAGUUUUUUGUUUUUUUUUCCUGGCUCUCAUUUUUGAUGUGCCUGCCCCUCGAAGCUGCUAUUGAAUUUAAUCUUAACACACACUAGUAUGAUUUGUGUGUACGUGUGUAUGGAUAGUAAUGAUGUAUGGGCUGUAUCAGUGAAAUAUUUAUUUGAUGGGCGCACGGCGAAAAUCGCCAAAUGCUGGUAAAUGUGGCUGUUUGUUGUGCCGGCCAUGUUUGGACAUUAUGUGAUAACUGACCAGUAUUCAAAGUGAUUUUCCGAAGUCUAAAGACCUCCCGAGCCUGUCUGGCUUCCUGAGCGUUAAGUCACCUGAAUGAAAACACUAAAUGAUCAGAGCUGUCCUGUUAAUGUUGAACUGCCUCGUUACAGCCCGACACAGUCAGGUUCUACAGUUUCAUAUGAAGUGCCUCCACUGGGCUUAGUACGGAGAAAUGUGUGAAUGGAUGCUUGUGUGUGUGUAUGUUAAGCUUGGGUACUUGCACACAGGUGUGCACGCUGACAAAGGUGCACGAAGUUAAUCUCUGACGGGGGACCAAGCUACUUAGUGUAACUACUGAUACUGUGUCAUGGACUGAAGUCCUGAAGUGUGCCACGAUUCCUAGACACUGUCGGGAUGUGUGAACUGUUUGCUGCUGACUCACUGACCAAAGUGACCAAGUGUCCCUCUCUAACCACCCGGCUAGAAGCCUCGGCAAGCUUGUUUAGGGAACUUGUGUUCUAACAGUAAUAAGCAACAACCUGGUGACAUAAAGGAGAGCUGCUGCCCUCGUUUGGACGGUCGAAGAAACUCUUGUGAAGUGUAAAGAUGUGAACCGAGCAUAAAAUAAAUCUAGAUCGAGAGGUUCCUGUCUGCACAUCACACCCCAGGUUUUUUCUUUCCCUCCAAGCAAGAUCCUGAUGUGGUUCUAAACAAAGCUUUGUGUUGUUGGGGCAGACAUCCCGUCGACCACGGUGUUUGCACUCUGAGAAUCUGAUCUGGUUAAGCACAUUGUAGCUCGUCGUGUUCGCUGACUCAGAUGGCAAUACUUAUCGGGGCACAGGUCUGCAACAGCUCUCUCUAGAUUUCUUUAUACUCUGAUUACUGCGACGGCCUCUGACUGCCGGAGGCGUCGUGUUGUGAACGGUGGUGGAGGGGGGCUUACUUCUUCUACUUUGUGAAAAUGUGAUAUUCCAGUUUUGCCUAACCUUCAGGAAUAAAAUGUCUUGCACAAACAUUCCCCCUAACCAAAAUAAAGUUUGCAAACACAAA
Stegastes partitus (bicolor damselfish) is the source of this 5598-nucleotide messenger RNA. Its product is annotated as protein FAM222B-like. The record is from RefSeq and is a predicted model, not a curated record. NCBI's taxonomy places the organism in Eukaryota, Metazoa, Chordata, Actinopteri, Pomacentridae. Bases 173 to 2332 code for a protein of 719 amino acids. The transcript has 3 exons.